AGGAGGUAGGGAUAGGAGUUGCUGGGUAAGAGGUUAAGCACCGCGAGAUGGGGUCUGUUUUAUUCCUUCAGGUACGCGAAGUACCAAUGGUACGCUUUACCCAGCAUUAGCCAACCUCAUGUUGAGAUUGAAUAAGGGUAGCCGAUUAGCUCCGAAAACCAAAAAGGAAAUAUCCAUUUACUAAGUAACGCAAAAGUUGGCCCUUUAAAACCCCCGUCCCCCCAAUGUCACUCUUCGGUCAAUCCCCUCUCCCCCUCUGAGCGUUACGUAAUUUAUGAAUGCUCCCAAAGUCCACUACGUCAUAACUCCGGAUAGCGCAGUAAGGACUUAAUACUGUGAAUAGUGCCAUGGUACUUCAUAGGCUCCGGUGGCAGUUAGGUCUCUAUCAGACCCCCUAACCAUUCCUUCAUAGGCACGUAACUGACCCCGCCGUAAAAUGGUAUGAGCAACUGAACGUGGAAUUAAAACAACUGAACCAUGAGGCAGCGUUGUACGCCUGGGAAUCGAGCACUUUACCCACACAGUUGGUAACGAUGGAGAAAAUAAUCCAUCUGACUAGGCGGAAAGCCCACUGGGAGCGAACUAUGUGCAAGCGCGGGCAACCGUACAGAGAUUUCAACGCCAGUCUGGAUAGAGCAUUCCAUCUUCUGUGUCGAUCGCCGCAGUAUAACGACGACGAGAUAAGUGAUAUGGCUAAACUUUUGGGAUACUUACAAGGAUUAUAUACAGAAACAAAAAUAUGCAUUGAUGACAUCUCCAAAGUCUGCGAAGAAAAUGGUUUGCUUUGGGAACGAACAUAUUUUCAAUACCCGGACUUCACAAUGCAACAGCAAAGUAAACCAUUGUCGUCUAAAGAAAGCAGAGGAGAAAUUUGCAUGCACGGUGAACCAGAAAUGGAACAAAUUAUGGCAAAAGAGACUUUGUUUCUCAAUGUGUCUAAAAAUUGCUCGAUUGGACAAAAUAGUUUACACAGUUGGGCAUGGCAGUCAUGGAGAUUAGCCGUGGGACCUCCUUCGAAGCAAUUUUACCGACAGUUGAUGGAUCACAUGAACACCGGCGCUCGUAGGAUGGGUCUGGCGGACAUUGGAGAGUCGUGGCGAGCGGAGUUGGAAACACCGAAUCUGAAGGAACUGGUCAACCGACUGUGGCUGCAGGUGAAGCCUCUCUAUCGGAAGCUACAUGCCGUUGCUAGAUAUUUCCUGAAACGGAAGUACCCUGAAGUGGAGAACUUUAAUCCUGCAGGAUUAAUUCCGGCGCAUAUUUUGGGAGACAUGUGGAGCCAGAAUUGGGAGUCGUUAACUGGCUCUAUAUAUCCGCAUCAGGUCGACAUUGAAGAGAGCUUCAUGCGGAAGAAUUGGACAGGAGAACAGUUAACCAAACGCGCGGAGGACUUCUAUUCGUCGAUGGGACUGCCAAUGAUGACCAAAACUUUCUGGGAGAAGAGUAUUUUUGAACAAGGGAAAAACGUUACGAAGUGCCAUGGAACUGCUGCGAAUAUGUACGAUAACGGAGAUUUCAGGAUGAUUGUUUGCGCUGGAAAUUCAAUGAACGAUUUUUACGUUAUAAUGCACGAGAUGGGACAUAUCAUGUACUACAUGCUGGCUUCCGUUCAACCAACAAUAUUUCAGGAUGGCACCAACUCUGCCUUCCAGGAAAGUAUUGGAGAUACAAUUUAUUUGUCAGCUAUGAACCCCCUUCAUCUUGUCAGGAUCAACCUCCUAAACUCAUCAUACCUGUCCCCGGAAAGUGAUCAACAGCUAAAUUCAUUCGACUAUGUGCUGCUGCUCAAAAUUGCUCUCGUUAAAAUCUCAUCUCUGCCAUUUUCGUACAUCAUGGAUCGCUAUCGAUGGGCUUUAUUCGACGGCUCGAUUGACUUCGAUGCGGAUGCCAACAAUUAUUUUUGGCAUCUAUUGGAAAACGAACAAGGGAUCAAACCGCCCUCCAAGAUAGAUCGGAGCAUGUUCUUCGAUGCUGCCGCAAAGUACCAUUUACCGGACAAUACGCCCUAUGUACGAUACUUCCUGGCAAAUUUUUUGAGUUUUCAAAUUUUGGAAGGACUUUGUCGGAAGUCGAUAUUCGGCAGAGCGGAUUCACCAAACGAUCUUCCCGUACCACUGCAUCGGUGUGAUUUGUAUGGUUCGAAGCGAGCUGGGAGGUUGUUAGAAAAAGCUUUGGGUUUAGGUGGCUCUCAGCAUUGGACAGUAGUGUUGAAAAAAUUAACCGGAAGCGAGAAAAUAUCGGCGGACGCGAUGUACAGGUACUUUGAUCCGCUGAUAAAGCUACUUGAUAAUCUAAUAAAGAAGUUAGAUAUUCCUGUUGGAUGGUAGUAAAAAAAAUACUUAUGAAUAUUUUUAUGUAAGUUUAUUUGUAGAAAUACAUCAAUGUAGUUGCUGCUCUCUUUAAUGUGUAAA
Molecule: messenger RNA, 2411 nt
Organism: Armigeres subalbatus
Lineage: Eukaryota; Metazoa; Arthropoda; Insecta; Diptera; Culicidae
Product: angiotensin-converting enzyme-like
Exons: 7
Coding region: 534-2327 (597 amino acids)
Biological process (GO): proteolysis
Cellular component (GO): plasma membrane
Molecular function (GO): metallopeptidase activity; peptidyl-dipeptidase activity
Source: RefSeq, a predicted model, not a curated record